GAAUUAAAUUUACACUUUUCUUUUGUAUUUUGGCGGAGUAGAUAUUAGUAAAAUUGUAUGACCCGCUAUAGAAACAACAUAAUGUCAGUUUUAUUUUUGAAUCUGUGUUUAGCUAUCUUCGUUAACAUUGGCGCAAAACCGCUCGAAAGGUCGCAGCUAUGUACAGAAACCCUUCCGUUCCCCCACCCCACUGACUGCGCGAAAUUUCAAGUUUGCGCCCCAUGGGGUGCACAGGUAAUGGACUGUGCACCAGGAACCCACUUCAGCCCUCAAAUACACGUUUGUGUCCAUGCUUCGAAUUCUGGAUGUGCUACAUCCCCAACAACUUCAUCACCAUCAACCACUCCGAAAUGCACGGAAACUCUACCAUUCCCUCAUCCCACAGAUUGCUCGAAAUUCCAAAUUUGCGCUCCUUGGGGUCCACAAGUGAUGGAUUGCGCACCAGGAACCCACUUCAGCCCUCAAAUACACGUUUGUACCAGACCAGAACAAGCAGGAUGUGCUACACAUACGACCACUGUCCCAAAUAUAGUCUCAACAACUAGUGAAAGUCCUGCACAAACAAAAGAAAACGAAUCAGCUAACCAAUCGACAGAAAUAACCAAAGCACCGUCGGAAGAAGGAACUGAAGAAUCGAACGCCGCAACUGCACAACCAGAAGAAAUAACCGGAGCACCAGAAGAGGUAGAAGAGGUGACUGAAGAUUCAACUGAAUUACCUGAAGAACAUGAAGAGGUAACUCAUGAAGCAGAAGAAGAAGGAUCAGGAAACGAAGACACAUCAACUGGAGAGUCGGAAGGUGAAUCAACCAAAUUGCCUGAAGAACCAGAAGCGAUAACAGAAGCAAAAACUGUGUCGUCUGAAACUCCAACGGAGCCUUCUAGAACCACCACAGAAGAACCGACUGUUGAAACAGAAAAACCAAUAAUUGAUAACGUCACUCACGCCGUUACAGAAGUGCCAAAUAUCUCUACAACAGUGAUAGUUAAUGAAACUGUGAUAUCUAAUACUACAACUUCGGAAGCACAAACAACAAGGGUCAGCAGUACAGAAACUGAAGCACCUGAAACAAAAAGACCUCUGCCUUCCACUGCAGCCCCUACCGCAGUUCCUACUGAAGCCUCUACCGCUGCCUCAACCACAGCCCCUACCGCAGCUCCAACCGCUGCCUCAACCGCAGCCCCUACCGCAGCUCCAACCGUAGCCUCUACCACAGCCUCUACCGCAGCCCCUACCACAGCCCCUACCGCAGCCCCUACCGCAGCACCUACCGCAGCACCUACCGCAGCCCCUACCGUAGCACCUACCGCAGCCUCUACCGCAGCCCCUACCGCAGCACCUACCGCAGCCUCUACCGCAGCCCCUACCGCAGCCCCUACCGCAGCACCUACCACAGCCCCUACCGCAGCCCCUACCGCAGCCCCUACCGCAGCCCCUACCGCAGCCCCUACCGCAGCCCCUACCGCAGCCCCUACCGCAGCCCCUACCACAGCCCCUACAAUUCCUCCAGUACCAGUUCCAGUGACAGAAACACCAGAAUCAAUUUGCUCCAACAACUUAUCAAGUACUAGACUUCACCCCCACCCCAGCGAUUGCACUAAAUUCGUGGGAUGCUACAAGGGAAUACCAAUGAUCAUGGAUUGUAGAGUGGAUGCAAUGUAUUUCCAUCCAGAAUAUCUGUAUUGUGUCAAUGAUCCUAGUGUGUGCCGAAGCUGAUUGAAAAAAUCAGUGUGAAUAUGUUCAGACUUCUUCAGAGAACAUUGGACGGUGUCAGCACUAUUAUUUUGAGAGUAUUAUAAAUUAUUGUACAUGUGCGAAAUGUUUUCCGAAUAAAAAUAAAAUGAUAUAUAU
Messenger RNA from Phaedon cochleariae (mustard beetle), 1851 nucleotides. The record is from the annotation of a GenBank genome assembly. Lineage: Eukaryota; Metazoa; Arthropoda; Insecta; Coleoptera; Chrysomelidae.